AUGGCGUCCACAGAGCCAAACCUCACACAAGAGGAGAUAUGGGAUGACAGCGCUCUGGUUAACUCAUGGAACGAUGCUUUGAAGGAAUACAAGAAAUAUCAUAGCAUUCACUCCAAAGGCGGAAACGUGGAGGAUGUUAUUAACCCAAAUAAGGUCGGCGAGGGUUCAGAUGCCAAGAGGAGAGAUGAGCCAGCAGAAGAUUGGAACGCCAAGGUAGACGACGUUGAUGCGCAAACGGAGGGAGUUCAGGAAAGUGAAAACGUGGCAGAUCAGCACAGCCAGCUUCCAGUUGCGGGAGCUGCAUUUGUUCCAGCGCCAUUGCUCGGUUCAGUGCGUGACGAGAGCCUCAAGAAGCUCUUAAUGUCGUGGUAUUAUGCAGGGUACUAUACCGGCUUCUAUGAAGGCCAACAGGCUCAGCAAUGA
Messenger RNA from Truncatella angustata, 423 nucleotides. RefSeq lists its product as uncharacterized. Lineage: Eukaryota; Fungi; Ascomycota; Sordariomycetes; Amphisphaeriales; Sporocadaceae. The transcript is spliced from 5 exons. The record is from RefSeq and is a predicted model, not a curated record. Bases 1 to 423 code for a protein of 140 amino acids.